Triticum aestivum (bread wheat) is the source of this 885-nucleotide messenger RNA. RefSeq lists its product as uncharacterized. Lineage: Eukaryota; Viridiplantae; Streptophyta; Magnoliopsida; Poales; Poaceae. Bases 230 to 661 code for a protein of 143 amino acids. The record is from RefSeq and is a predicted model, not a curated record. The transcript is spliced from 3 exons.
UGGAAGCGGACAGCCGAGCCUACGACGGGAUAGGGAUGAGAUAUUUGCCACACCAUCUCCACAUCCCUUUCCGAUCUCUCGCACGGCGAAUCGCCUCUCCUCCAAUCCCCUGCCGGCGCCCACGUGAACGCACCCGCCCGCAUUUGCGGCCCCAGCCUCCGCGCGCCACGUCCAUACGCCGGCCCGCUGAGUCACGCCGCCGGGGGGAAGAAACGCCGCACGCCGGUCCAUGGACCCGGCCCAGGGAGCCGGCGGGCGACGCGGUGUCCUCAUCCAUGGUGCAUGUAUAAAUAGGUUCCUCCCCCGUCGACUCUGCACGCCUUAUCACCACACAACCCCAUACACACACGGUUCCUCAGAUUACGACUACGAUCGAGGAAGAGGAAGAAGAUACAAUAUGGCCCUGGGAGACGACUCUCCGGCCUCCUACAUCCGCAUGGUUCACCAUCUGAUAGAGAAGUGCAUGACGUUCGGGAUGAGCAUGGAGGAGUGCAUGGAGGCGCUGUCCAAGCGCGCCGACGUUCAGCCGGUCGUCACCUCCACAGUAUGGAAAGAGCUGGAGAAGGAGAACAAGGAGUUCUUCGACAGAUACAACAAGCAGUUGAGAUCAGAAAAGGGAGGCCGAAGCAGCUGCAGCAGCAGCAGCGACAGCAGCUCCUAAUGAUCAACAGGAGAUGCGUGCUGCUUAGAUGUUAGCCAUUCUGCACUUAGUAGAACGAAUAAUUAGAAGAUCGAUGGGGCGGGAAGUCAGCUAACGCGACACGAUCUAUGUGUGCUGGUGCAUGUACAGGAAUCACAAGCCAUCUCGUACUGUUGCCAUAUUCUUCAGAUGUAAUUGUACUCAUCAUGUAUCCAUCUCCCACAGCUCUCGGUUCAGACUUUUCA